GUUGCCAAGUCUGAAUUUCCUCAAUGUUUUGAUGCGCUAUACGUUCUUGUGAAUCUCCGGAGAAAUUUAUUUUUUGCCUAAAUUUCCCUCAAUGUCCUGAGUUCGGAAAAGAUCAUGACCACCGUAGCAGGCAGCUUGAUGCGAUCCCUUGGCGCCGUGGCACAGAGCAUGGUGCAUGCGUCACCCAUGGCCCUGAGGGGGGUGUCUCAGGGCCUGGCAGCAAGGGCCACGCCGGCCAGUGCCACCUGGACGCCUCAGGUCACUAGCGUUCGGCACAGGUAUCACGCAGACAAGCUGAAGCGAGGGCCAGUGAUGAAGAACUAUGGGUAUGAGGACAGGCUCCACACGAAAGGCAAGUUUGUUUGUUUUGCAGAAUGCAGGUUUCAGGACUUCAUUUUCAUUUUUACUUUUUGUGUAAUUGCACUGUCCACUGUAGUUUUGCCAAUGGUCAUAUGGCUGACAGGUGUGAGAUGCCAGUCAGGCUCUCUGUUUAAGGUAUCUGAAGUUGACGAUUUCUCACCGGCUAACCCAUCCCCACCUCUCUCUUAUUCCACAGACAUCUUGGGAGACGGGAGCCUGAAGCCCACAGACGUCUCCUACUCUGUGCAGCAUUGGCUUCGUGGCUUUAAGGGCAACGAGUACCAGAUGCUGUUGAGGAAGCGAAAGUUUUUCCACGCCCAGAUGGGGCAGUAUCAGCCCACGAAGCUAACCGAGCUGAACAAACGCAUCCGCAAGCUGUACGUGCACCUUAACCAAAAGACGAAGGAUUACUACUGGCAUAAGGCGUAGUUUUUAUUUUUGUAGCUCUGUUCUUCUUUAUUAAUUUUUGGGGGGUUGGGGGGUGUAGGAAGGGUCUUUGACUUUUUUUUUUAAUUAUUAUUUUUUUUUUAGUUUUUAUAAGCAUUUUUUCAUUUCUUUCAUUUUCCACUAUUACAGGAAUGUAUAUAUAAUUCUUUUCAUUUUGAUUUUGAUAGUUGGACAAAAGAAGCAACAUUUCCAGUUUUUCAUUGCAUUGGGAAGUGAAAUACAUCCUGAUUUUUUGUUAAUUAAGAAUGGUAUUUGCAUAGACUUUUUUGUUAUAGAACUGUAUAUAAAACUUUGCCAAAUAAAAUUUGGUCGUAGAA
Messenger RNA from Penaeus chinensis, 1124 nucleotides. RefSeq names its product 39S ribosomal protein L51, mitochondrial-like (gene mRpL51). Gene Ontology annotation, cellular component: mitochondrial large ribosomal subunit. The coding region runs from base 115 to 789 and encodes 224 amino acids. Gene Ontology annotation, molecular function: structural constituent of ribosome. Gene Ontology annotation, biological process: translation. The transcript is spliced from 5 exons. The record is from RefSeq and is a predicted model, not a curated record. Lineage: Eukaryota; Metazoa; Arthropoda; Malacostraca; Decapoda; Penaeidae.